AUGAGCUCAGGAACAGCAAGGAGACCCAGUUUGAGCACCAGCACGUCGAAUGACAUGAUUACGGAGGAGCCUCACGGGGUGCCUCGUCUUUCGCGCCGUUUGACGGGUUUUUUGCCUCAGGAAAUCAAGAGCAUCGAUACGAUGAUUCCAUUGCAGAGCAGGGAAAUCUGGAAGAAGCACGCGGUUCAGAAGUUUGAGACGCCAGACGAGUUCCAGUCCAAGUUCAUACAGCACGUGGAAACGACGUUGGCGCGUUCGUUGUACAACUGUGACGAUUUGGCAGCGUACCAAGCGACUUCGCAAAGUGUGCGCGACAAUUUGGUGAUUGAUUGGAACAAGAGUCAGCAGAGACAGACUGCGAGGGGUUCUAAGCGGGUGUACUAUUUGUCGCUUGAAUUUUUGAUGGGCAGGGCCUUGGACAAUGCGUUGAUCAACUUGCAGGACGGUACGGAGGAGCCUGGGGCUCAGAAGCGUGACCAGAUCAAGAGCGCGAUUGACCAGCUUGGGUUCAACUUGGAGGACGUGUUGGAGCAAGAGCCGGACGCUGCCUUGGGUAACGGUGGUUUGGGCCGUCUUGCCGCAUGUUUCAUCGACUCGAUGGCCACAGGCGACUACCCUGCGUGGGGUUACGGUUUGCGUUACAAGUACGGUAUCUUUGCGCAAAAGAUUAUCGACGGGUACCAGGUCGAGACGCCAGACUACUGGUUGAACUUCACCAACCCUUGGGAGAUCGAGAGAAGCGAAAUCCAGGUCCCAAUCAACUUUUACGGGUACGUCGACAGGUCCAAUGGCAACAACGGCGACGGCUCCACGUUGUCGCCCAGCGAAUGGAUCGGUGGUGAGCGUGUCAUUGCCGUGCCAUACGAUAUGCCAAUCCCCGGUUUCAAGACCGAAAACGUCAACAACUUGAGAUUGUGGUCCGCUAGACCAACAACCGAAUUCGACUUCGCCAAGUUCAACAGCGGUGACUACAAAAACUCCGUUGAGCAACAGCAACGUGCUGAAUCCAUCACCUCCGUGUUGUACCCUAACGACAACUUCCAGGAGGGUAAAGAGUUGAGAUUGAAGCAGCAAUACUUCUGGUGCGCUGCCUCGUUGCACGAUAUCGUGAGACGUUUCAAGAAGGGCAAGCACCCAUGGGAGGAGUUCCCAGACUUGGUUGCGAUCCAAUUGAACGACACCCACCCUACUUUGGCCAUCGUCGAGUUGCAAAGAAUCCUUGUCGAUUUGGAACACUUGGACUGGCACAAGGCCUGGGACAUUGUUACCAAGACCUUCGCCUACACCAACCACACAGUGAUGCAAGAGGCCUUGGAAAAAUGGCCUAUUGGCUUGUUUGGUCACUUGUUGCCCAGACACUUGGAAAUUAUUUACGAUAUCAACUGGUUCUUCUUGAAGGCCGUUGAGAAGAAGUUCCCAAGGGACGUCGAUUUGUUGGGUAGAGUCUCCAUCAUCGAGGAGAGCUCUGGCGAAAGACAAAUUAGAAUGGCCUUUUUGGCCAUCGUUGGUUCCCACAAGGUGAACGGUGUCGCUGAGUUGCACUCUGAGUUGAUCAAGACUACCAUCUUCCAAGACUUUGUUAAAGUGUACGGUUUAGGCAAAUUCACCAAUGUGACCAACGGUAUCACCCCAAGAAGAUGGUUGAAACAGGCCAACCCAGACUUGGCUGCUUUGAUCAGCAAGACCAUCAAUGACCCUCAAGACGAUUACUUGUUGAACAUGUCUAAGCUGACAGAGUUGGCAAAAUAUGCCGAGGACACCAAGUUCCAAACCGAAUGGAACACUGUGAAGCAGCACAACAAGCAAAAGCUUGCCGAUUUGAUCAAGAAGUUGUACGACGGCGAAGACAUCAUCGAAAGAGACCACAUCAGAAACACCUUGUUCGACAUCCAAGUGAAGCGUAUUCACGAGUACAAGCGUCAACAGUUGAACAUCUUUGGGUGCAUCUACAGAUACUUGCGGAUCAAGGAGUUGUUGGCUGAAGGUGUCCCAAUUGCCGAAGUGGAAAAGAAGUACCCAAGAAAGGUGUCCAUCUUUGGUGGUAAGAGUGCUCCAGGUUACUACAUGGCCAAGACGAUUAUCAAGUUGAUCAACAGUGUCAGCGACGUGGUGAACCACGACAAGGAGAUCGGGAACAUCUUCAAGGUCGUGUUCAUUCCAGACUACAACGUCUCCAAGGCAGAAAUCAUCAUUCCUGCCAGUGACUUGAGUGAGCACAUCUCUACCGCCGGUACCGAGGCCUCUGGUACAUCCAACAUGAAGUUUGUCAUGAACGGUGGGUUGAUCAUUGGUACCGUGGACGGUGCCAACGUCGAGAUCACCAGAGAAAUUGGAGAGGACAACAUCUUCUUGUUUGGUAACUUGGCCGAGAACGUUGACGAGUUGAGAUACCAACACCAGUACCACGCCAAGCCAUUGCCAAAGGAGUUGGAGGAAGUGUUGCAACUGAUUGAGCGCGGCACUUUCGACGGUGACUUCAAGCCUUUGGUCGACUCUAUCAGACACCACGGUGACUAUUACUUAGUCAGUGACGAUUUCCAAUCCUACUUGCAAAUGCAAUCGAUGGUCGAUGACGUCUACCACAACAACAAGAAGGAGUGGCUAAAGAAGUCCAUUUUGAGUGUUGCCAACGUUGGUUUCUUCUCAAGUGACCGUUGUAUCCAGGAGUACGCUGACGAAAUCUGGAACGUCGAACCACUAACUGCAAACUAG
Molecule: messenger RNA, 2712 nt
Organism: Kluyveromyces marxianus DMKU3-1042
Lineage: Eukaryota; Fungi; Ascomycota; Saccharomycetes; Saccharomycetales; Saccharomycetaceae
Gene: GPH1
Product: glycogen phosphorylase
Exons: 1
Coding region: 1-2712 (903 amino acids)
Biological process (GO): glycogen catabolic process
Cellular component (GO): cytoplasm
Molecular function (GO): pyridoxal phosphate binding; glycogen phosphorylase activity
Source: RefSeq, a predicted model, not a curated record